This is a messenger RNA of Drosophila rhopaloa, 1332 nucleotides long. It is a transcript of the gene Theg, whose product is annotated as testicular haploid expressed gene protein-like. The record is from RefSeq and is a predicted model, not a curated record. Bases 161 to 1222 code for a protein of 353 amino acids. The transcript is spliced from 4 exons. NCBI's taxonomy places the organism in Eukaryota, Metazoa, Arthropoda, Insecta, Diptera, Drosophilidae.
AAAUUUUCAUUUUAAAGUUACAAAAAAUUCUUAAAUAGUACAUUAUUUUCGACUCGUUCAGAUAAUCGUCCAUGUUUUUAUAAAAGGAAAAAAAAUAAAAAAAUAGAAGAAUUCUUAAAUUGGUUGUAAAGUCAAGCCCCAAAAUUCGGAAGCCUCUAGAAUGACCAUCCAAAGACUGAAGUGCGACCUCAGCCCCGAGGUGACCACCUGUCUGCGGCUGAAGGACAGUGUCCGUCCGGACUGCUGUCCCAUCCGGGACCCGAUUCCCUACGAUGGCGAGUGUUUCGUGCGGGACAUUGGCAAGGAGCUGGAGAAGUUGUCGCAGCGCCAUGAGCGCAUUUUUGUGAAGCGCCAGCGGCUGAUGGAGAUGGCGAUCCCCAGGCGGCGCCAGUGCCGCUUCGUGCCCAAGUGCGCCUGUCCCUUCCCCAAGUCCAUCGAAAUGGUCCGUCCCUGCGAUGCCCAGAGUCACACGCGCACCGAACAACUGGCCCUGCCCACGGUCCGCCGGCUGCUCCAUCGGAGGAAGCUGGCCAUCCUCGCCGGCGACCCGAUCGGCGAGUCCAUCCUGAACCGAUGGUUGCGCUACAGCUACCUGUCGCUCUACAGUCGGCUCUCAAAUACCCAGCCCCUAGUAAAACCAAAGAAAAAGAAGAAGAAGACUGAAAAGCAGUUGGCUAAGCACGAAAAGUAUAUUCAAAAGUUGGCGAAGCCAAAGGAAGCUCCAAAACCACCGAAACCGGAACGAGCUGCGGGGGAGAUCGACCAGGAGCGCCUGAAGAAGCUGGCGAGUCCCAAAGCCUUUGUGGAGGAGCUCAAGCCCAAAUGGGAACUGACCUCCCAGAUGAAGGACUACAAGGCCUCCAAGCGGCUCAAGCAAAUAUCGCAGCCCAUCACGCGGGAUAACGUGCACAUCAACGACAACCCCGAGAAGGUUUCACCCAAUGCCCUCAAAUACAAACCGAGUCCCCGCAUCAAGGAAAUGUCAGAGCCACUGAGGACGCGCGAUGCCAACCAGGGAUUGGCCGAUGUCAAGGAGAAUCCUUUCGGGAUCGCCCCAAAUGCGCUCAAGUACAAGCCGAGCACGCGCAUCAAGGAGCUGGCGGAGCCCAAGGAGUUCGAGAACACGCACAUCCGGGAGAAUCCGUUCGCCAUUUCGCCGGCGGCCCUGAAAGCCAAGGCCUCGCCACGCCUCAUCGAAUUGGCCAAGCCCAAGGGCGGAUGAAUCCAUCAGAGCCUCUUAAAAAUCAAUACUGUUAUAUUUGGUGUCCUAAGAUUUGCAUUUUGGCUACGUUUGGUAUCAAGUUUUCCAUUAAAUUUGUUUUUGGUUUUCUA